GGUACCCGGAUGUGAGCUGAGGCGGGCGGUGGCGGCCGAGCGGGUCGGGAGAGAAGAGUGGGGAGGGGUCCAUGGAGGGAGAGGACGGGCCUGGCUGGGUUGACUCUCACAGCCAUAAUGGAUGACUUGAACCUGCACUACCGGUUCCUGAACUGGAGGAGGAGGAUCCGGGAGAUUCGGGAGGUGCGGGCUGUCCGCUAUCAGGAGAGAUUCAAACACAUUCUCGUGGACGGGGACACACUGAGUUACCAUGGGAACUCCGGGGAGGUUGGCUGUUAUGUCGCCCCCCGCCCACUGACCAAAGACAACAACUACUUUGAGGUGUCGAUUGUGGACAGUGGUGUGCGGGGCACCAUUGCCGUGGGCCUUGUGCCACAGUAUUACAGCCUGGACCAUCAGCCGGGGUGGCUGCCUGAUUCCGUGGCCUACCAUGCUGACGAUGGCAAGCUCUACAAUGGCAGAGCGAAGGGCCGACAGUUUGGGACGAAGUGCAGCUCGGGGGAUCGGAUUGGCUGCGGGAUCGAGCCAGUUUCUUUUGAGGUCCAGACAGCCCAGAUAUUCUUCACCAAGAACGGAAAGAGGGUGGGCUCCACCAUAAUGCCCCUGUCCCCGGAUGGGCUCUUCCCCGCCGUGGGGAUGCACUCGCUGGGAGAAGAGGUUCGGUUGCACCUCCACGCCGAGCUGGGCAACGAGGAAGACGACAGUAUCAUGAUGGUGGAUAGCUAUGAGGAUGAGUGGGGCCGGCUCCAUGACGUGAAGGUCUGUGGCACGCUCCUGGAGUACGUGGGCAAGGGGAAGAGCAUCAUCGACGUUGGGCUGGCCCAGGCAAGGCACCCCUUGAGCACCAGGAGCCACUACUUUGAGGUGGAGAUCGUAGACCCCGGGGAGAAGUGCUAUAUCGCGCUAGGCCUGGCCCGGAAGGACUACCCGAAAAACCGCCAUCCCGGCUGGAGCAGAGGAUCUGUGGCCUACCAUGCAGACGAUGGGAAGAUCUUCCACGGGAGUGGCGUGGGCGACCCCUUCGGGCCCCGGUGCUACAAGGGCGACAUUAUGGGCUGCGGGAUCAUGUUCCCGCGGGAUUACAUCCUCGACAGCGAAGGCGACAGCGACGACAGCUGCGACACCAUGGACCUGAAGCCCAAGCUGCGGGGCGUGCGGAAUGUCAUGUACCUGCACCAGGAGGUGGAGGAGGAGGAUGAGGAGGAGGAGGAAGAGGACGGGGAGGAGAUGGAGCAGGAGCACGAAGGGAAGAAAGUGGUGGUGUUCUUCACACGCAACGGGAAGAUCAUUGGCAAGAAGGACGCGGUGGUGCCGGUCGGCGGCUUCUUCCCCACUAUUGGCAUGCUGAGCAGUGGGGAGAAAGUCAAGGUGGACCUCCACCCGCUCAGCGGCUAGGAGCCAGGGGGCAUAUCCCGUCCUCUGCCCCGCUCUCGGGGUCAGCACCCUCCCCAUGGGGCACCCUGGGGACGUUCUCCAUCACUUCAAUCCCUCGCGCUUUGAGCCUCUGCCUGUAGGGGGCAGUGCUUUGUCGCUGGUGGCCGAAGUAUUAUCCCAGCUGGUUCCGCGAGUGCCCCGCUGGGCCCUGGUGCCCGGCAGUCUGCAGGUGGGAUGUUUGGUGGCUGGAGAGAGCUCCGGAAGCUCUGGAUGUGCCUGGUGCUGCCCCCCCAGCUCUGUCCAGUGCCAGCCAGAGCACAGGGCAAUCUCCUGUUUGUAGCAACUUGCCAAGCCUUGGGCCCAGCCUGUCCAUCUCAGUGUGGUGUGUGACAUGCGGAGACAGGUGCCGCCUGAGGCCCAAUUCCCACCCCCCUGUGUGGGGCUGGCCCCUUCCCCCCAGCUGGCGAGAUUCCUCUUUGCUUUCAUUUCCUGUCUGGCUGCUGCUCUGUUGCAGGGAUCCUGGUAGCUGGGCACCUGGCUUGGGCUCUGGCUACCACCUGAGCAUGCGUGAGAUCUGUGCCCACUGGGGCCUCUCCUGUUACCACGGAUGGUUUUACAGCACUGUGGCCUCCUGCCUGCCCCAGCUUGGCCUGCCCUGGUGUUGGUGAGGAAUCAGGCACCACUCAGAUGGGGGUCUGGGCUGACUCGAAGCCUCUCCCUGCUGUCCUGCGGUGCCCGAGCCUUGCCCCACUUGCUAAAGAGCUGGCUUCCUGGGCUUCCUCCUCUGCCCCUCUGUAGCCAGCGAUGGCCAACCCUCCGCCCCUCGUGCCCACACUGGUUGCCUUAUUACAGUGUCAUGCCAUCCCUCAGGGGGCUGGGAUGGCCUGACCCAUGGUCCCAAGUCCCCAGGCCAUCAGUCAGGCUCCCAGGGGGCAGGGCACAGGUCGGGGGGCAGGCUAGGGUUUUGUCCCAGACGGCUGUCUCGUUCUGCCCUCUGAGGUCAGGGGCUGGGGGUGUCAGGGGGAGUGAACACUGGCUGCUAUGGGCCCUGAUAUAGCGUCAGGCUGGGGCUGGGCCUUGAGGGGACAGUGCUGCAGCCCAGGGCCCCUUUGUGGGGGGCCACAGUCAGCAAACCCUGGCCCUGCGUGGGGUGAUCUCAGCUGCCCCUCACCCAGCCCCCUGACCCUGGAGCCCCCUAGACCCCAGCCCAUCUCCCCUCCUAGGGAUCACCAGGAGGUCUGUAAGGGGCAGGGCAGAUGGGUGGGUUUCUUCAGGGUAACUGGGGCUUCCCCCAUUAAGCAGCCUCCCCCCCCCCAUCCCAGGCAAGCUUAGAAAUUCUCGUUCCCCCCUAGCCUGGUGUCAGCAUCCCCCCCGGUUGGGCUUGUAGCCAGGCUCGGGGCAGACCAGCCCUCGCUGCUCCACCCGCUGUUUCCUGCAGGCCAAUUCAGCCUUCCACUUCCCAGAGUCCAUGUGGACCGGGUCAGGGCUGCCCCCCAGUUCCGAGUCUGCCCGUGGCUCCCUCUCCCACCCCCGCUCUCAUCCUCCUUUGAGGGGUAGCUCCCUAGCCUGUGGCGGGGGUUCCCCUUGCUGGGCUGGAGGACGUGGUCCUCAUGUGGGGUGGCAAGUGGGGGGUCACGGCGGGGAGGCCUAUUUCCAAUGCUGGGGAUUGCAGCACCUGCCCCAGAGCUUACACAUACCCCCCCCACCCCCUAAGUGCUGGUGCCUGCCCUACUGCCAAUGCGGGGGCAAAGGAUGGCGAUGGAACCCGCCUGUGCCCUCCAAGGGAAGCGGGGGCUAAUGCAGCCAGGGCUUGGGCAGCCUAGUGUCUCAGCCCAGGCUGGCGGGGCUGCAGGGAGUGAGGGGGAUGCUCUGAUGGGGGGCAGAGAAUGAAUUCAGGGGGCACGCGAGGGUUCGUUGGCAGAGUUAACGUUGGGGCAGGUUCCUUCACUCCUCUCUACGGCUCUCUUGGGACACCUGGGGCCAGGGCUGCGCCCAGGUGGCUGCUAGCCAAUGAGAGCUGAGUCGCUGGAAGGGUCUCUCACCCUCCCACCCCUGCCUGGGCUGCCCCAGCCCUGUGAUGCCAAAAGCUCCCUGGGCCUACGGGGUCAUGUCUGUGAUGGCUGGGGGGCUGGCUGUGGACCAGGUGCCACUGGGGCUUAUGCUGCUCUUUCUUUGCUUAAUUGUUACCAGAUCUUGUGAAUGUAAAAAUCAGCCCCCUCCCCCUUUUGUGUAUCCCCCCAGCCCAGGUCUGGACACAGCCCUUAGCUGCUAGUGGGAAAUCAGUGAGCCUGGGGAGGGCUCCAGUUGUGGGACUCUCCCCUGCUAGGCUUCAGCUGGGAGGGCGUGAUGCCCUGGGCUGGGACCCUGCCCGGGUCCCAUCUGCAUGGAGCCCAUCCUCCCUCCCCCCGCCCGAGAUGGGGAUCUCACCAGUGCUGAGGCUGCUGCUGGCUGAGAAACCCGGACUUUGCACCUACGGGGAAUCAAGUGUUUUGACCCAGCCAGGUUGAGAUCCCCCCAAUCCCCACCCCCAGUCUGCGCUCUCCACCCUCCGACUUACACGUCUGUACAUACUGAGAUCUUUAUACACACUCAAUAAAGAUGGAGUUUCCAUAUUUAUCUGUA
Molecule: messenger RNA, 3996 nt
Organism: Caretta caretta (loggerhead turtle)
Lineage: Eukaryota; Metazoa; Chordata; Testudines; Cheloniidae
Gene: SPRYD3
Product: SPRY domain containing 3
Molecular function (GO): protein binding
Source: RefSeq, a predicted model, not a curated record